This is a messenger RNA of Sinocyclocheilus grahami, 2719 nucleotides long. RefSeq names its product palmitoyltransferase ZDHHC9-like. Gene Ontology annotation, cellular component: endoplasmic reticulum; Golgi apparatus. The transcript has 11 exons. Gene Ontology annotation, molecular function: protein-cysteine S-palmitoyltransferase activity. Gene Ontology annotation, biological process: peptidyl-L-cysteine S-palmitoylation; protein targeting to membrane. Bases 1 to 1221 code for a protein of 406 amino acids. The record is from RefSeq and is a predicted model, not a curated record. NCBI's taxonomy places the organism in Eukaryota, Metazoa, Chordata, Actinopteri, Cypriniformes, Cyprinidae.
AUGAAAUCAGAACUGACCCUGUUGACUGACCCUGUGUUUCUGGUCCUGUUGAGAAUGAUUCAUUUGCUAGAGCUGCAAUCUGUUGUUCUGUGUGCUGGACCUGAAGCAGUGAAUGUGACGUGUGAGGAGACAUACCCACAUUCUAGUAUGGACUGGUUCAACCAGUGUUCUAGAAUGGAGAAAGCACAGUCGUUCAUAGUAAACAUCCUCCCUGACUGCUUCAUUGUUGGGUGCCCGUACCUGGCAGUGCACCUGUCUCCUGCCAUCCCUGUGUUUGCAGUGUUGCUCUUCGUCUUUGUCAUGGCCAUGCUGCUCCGAACCAGCUUCAGUGACCCAGGGGUGCUGCCACGGGCCCUGCCGGAGGAGGCCAACUUCAUUGAGAUGGAGAUCGAGGCGGCCAAUGGGAACGUCUUGGCUGGACAGCGGCCUCCGCCCCGCAUCAAGAACGUGCAAAUUAACAACCAGAUCGUCAAGCUGAAGUACUGCUACACCUGCAAGAUCUUCAGACCCCCUCGUGCUUCCCAUUGCAGCAUCUGCGACAACUGCGUGGACCGGUUUGACCAUCAUUGUCCCUGGGUCGGAAACUGCGUAGGAAAGAGGAAUUACAGAUACUUCUACUUGUUCACACUCUCGCUGUCUCUACUUACCAUCUACAUCUUCGCCUUUGACAUCGUCCAUGUGGCUCUCCGUUCUGUGGACUCAGGAUUUGUGAAUACCAUUAAAGAAACUCCCGGAACUGUGUUGGAGGUUCUGGUGUGUUUUUUCACCCUCUGGUCUGUGGUGGGAUUGACUGGCUUUCACACCUACUUGAUCUCCCUCAACCAGACCACCAAUGAGGACAUCAAAGGCUCGUGGUCUGGAAAGAACCGUGUGCAGAACCCAUACAGCCAUAAGAACAUCAUUGAGAACUGCUGUGAGGUUCUGUGCGGCCCUACUUACCCCAGUGUGUUGGAUAGAAGAGGGGUGAUGCUGGAAGACUCGACUAGCCCCACCCCCUCUGAUGCGUCUGCUGCUUCCACCCAUAAGAGCAGCAACCCUGUUUCACAAACCACAAAAUCCUCAGCUCCCCUGAUUCCCAAUGAACAUACCCCUGAUGAAGCCAAGCCCAGCAUUGGUGCAGGCACCCAGAAGAGCACCAGCUCCCCUAAAGAAGAGAAACCCCCCUCGCCAACAUCCCCUAAUGCUGUCGCCCCUGCAGUCAUCAAAGAGUCGGCCCACUAGCUUUGAAAAAGCCUUCUUCUGCAGACUUCUCUCAACCCUCUGAAUGUGCUCACUUAAAGGGACACACACAGAAAACUUGUGACUCGUUCAGAGCAGUGGUCUGUGUUCUCUGAUACUCUUUCUCAGAACGGGACCCCUUCUGCCUGGAUCCUGCGCUAGCACUCGAGACAAGUUCUGGAGGUCUUGAGACUCUCCUCUCUGAAUCACAGCAUGAUGAAACUCACAAUGAGGGAAAUGGGGAGCCACAGACUGAAUCGAAUGAGAAUGGGCUACCCUGAAGCAUAAUGAGGACAUUAUUUCCCUCGUAAGAGCUCGUAAAAUGUUCGGUUGUUUUUUCAGUGUCAUUACCCGUUUCUGUAUAGCCUGCCUCCAUUAUUCCUAAGCAUUUGUGUGCCCUGUAAAACCCAUUACUAGCUUCUAUAGUAGUUGUGCAAAAUGCCCUUUGUAUUAGACUUCUUUGUUUUCAAAGUGUGAUAAGGAAAAGUGCUUUAGCCAUAAACUUACAUUUAGGCCCAACAAAACUGCUUUAUUCUGAUGACGGGGCCAUUUGGAUAAGCUUAGUAAGUCAGUUAUAAAUCUCAUUCAACUCGAUGUCAAAACAGAAAGUUAAGCUCAGACUUGAUUUUACAAUCAGCAUGGAUGGUAGAAAGCAGAGGCUGUAAGAUGUUUGUGUCAGUGAGUACAGGCCGAUCUGCAUCAGUAAGAGUGCCUUAUCUAUGCUCUACCAUUAUAUCUACAGAGGACUCCAUAAUGCCCUAAAUCUACUCAUACCUGUAAGUUAAUCAACUUCAUUUUUAUACGACGCUAACGAUCUGUCAGAAUGCAAAAAAGCCAUGGAGUAAAUGUACAUCAUGUAAAAAUGACUGAGAAGCUGCAAAUACCUUAUAAGUGGAAAAGCAUGCCUGAUUUAUGACUAUUAUUUUGAUCUUAUUUAACAAGGUUUUUCCACAUCCACCUGACAUAUGAGCAAACUUUCCUUUUUUCCUUUUCACUAAGAGUCAGAUAUUACUACUCAAGGCAAAAGUAAAUGGAAGAUAGUUUAAUUUACAUCUUUCCUGAGUCUAGGCAUGGAAAAGUCCAGUCGACCAAUUCUCCUUCAGUGUCAUUUAAGCAUGCUUUUGCAUUCAAUUUGCAUUCAAUUAAGAAAUUGUGCUUGUUUUUCUUUUUCCACUUUCUUUUCACCAUGUUUAAGGUAGCAAAGCUUGCCCCAGUGUAUAAGCGAAUGUGUAUUGUAGUCACCGUUACUAAUUUCACUGUAGUAUGUUGAAGGCCACUUGUAAGGGAACACUUUAUGGACAGACCUACAGAUAUCAGGGACCUAUGGACUCGUAUAUUUUUACAUGAAUUCUCAUAGCCAGCUACACAUUUGUUUCAGAGAAGUAAACAGGGGCAGUAUUGUUGUGUGGAAAGUUUAGAAGUGAACCAAGAACUUUGUCUCCGUUUGAUUCAUUUGGAACAGCCAGCUUUAUAAUGUUGCCAGUUCAGUGCCAUCUCACAG